GACAUGCUCAUUCUCGCUGCGGCUGUGACAUUGUCUGAGUUCGUAGUUCGCUGAGCAUACUGCCGAUUAACCUUGCCCUCACGAAGCUCUUCUUUAGUGCUCUAGUUCAUCAGCCUGGUGGUCCUCGACACGUGUGGAGCGGGCUCACCCCCAGCCUGGUAUUGGGCGGUACCCACGUCCACACUGGAAGAGGCCAAGUGAACAGCGCUGACCAGGCUCGAUCGCCGCCACCGCCACCGCACCUCGCCCAGUCACGAUACGGCAGGGCCAUUAACGGUGUGGUUCGUGACACUGGAGUCGAGGGUCGUUGUGACAGUUGGUGUCGUGAGGUUGACAUCUUUGGGGAUCGCGUAAAGAGCUAUAAUUUCAGCAACAGCAAUGGAGGGACAACUGUCAGGCUGCUCCGAAGGCUACUGACAAUUAUUGGGCAAGCACGCAUACCCUGUAUGGCGUGUUCAUGAUAAAUGGAGUAAUAAAUUAGGUGAGGGACGAUACUCGGGAUCCCGUCUGGACCAGUGCACCUUCAUACUCUACGGAGGCAACUGGAGGUUCACACUUAACGGUUUGCCGCCGUGGUACUGAGGUUUGCCCUUAGUCUCCAUUGUGAGGCUCAGCAGGCCGUAACUAAGGCUGAUACACAUUUCCGUGGAGGUUACAAGAACCAAAAGAAAGCUAUUUAGUUCAUUAUUCUACUCGACUAUUCUUCCAACCAAAAAUCUGCAAACAUGAAGCCAGAAUGCGAAUUUUUUGCUGGAUCUGCUCGCAUCCUGAAUGAGGAGACUGUCAUGGAUGUCAUCCGCGAGUAUGCCAAGGAACCGGGACAGGAGGACCCCUUUUUUGUGAUGGAUGUUGGCGAUAUCAUCCAGAAGAUCAAGGUGUGGAAGCUCAAGUUGCCUCGUGUGAAGCCAUUCUAUGCUGUCAAGUGUAAUGACAAUCCAACUCUUCUGGAAAUCCUUGCUGCUUUAGGAAUUGGAUUUGACUGUGCAUCAAAGGCUGAGAUUCAGAAGAUCCUUCAGCUGGGAGUUGACCCAUCUCGCAUCAUCUAUGCCCACCCUUGCAAGCCAGCCUCCCACCUGCGCCAUGCAGCCAAAGUGGAGGUCCCUCUAAUGACCUUUGACAAUGAAACAGAGCUUCACAAGAUCAAGGCUUAUUACCCACAGGCAAAGCUAGUUAUCCGGAUCCGUUGUGAUGCAGUUGAUGCACAGGCUCCCCUGGGCAUGAAGUUUGGUGUGCUUCCUGAACAGGUUGGAGCUCUCUUGGCCACUGCUCAGGACCUUGGCUUGAACAUAGUGGGAGUGUCAUUCCAUGUUGGCUCAGGCUGUCGUGAAUCUGCUGUCUUCUACCGAGCUAUUGCUGCAGCUAAAGAUGUUUUUGAAGAAGCCAUAGGUAUUGGUUUCAAUCCUUACCUGCUGGAUAUUGGUGGUGGUUUUCCUGGGACAAGCAACUCUUCUUUUGAUGAAUUAGUAGAGUAUGUCAAUAAGGGACUGGAUGACUUCUUCCCAGAAGGGUGUGGUGUUGAGAUCAUUGCAGAACCAGGUCGUUAUGUAGUGGCCUCAGCCUUCACCCUGGUCACCAACAUUGUAGCCAAGAGGGAGGUGACUGAUGACAACGGAUCCCUUGUCUCCACCAUGUACUACAUCAAUGAUGGCGUCUAUGGGUCUUUCAACUGCACACUGUAUGACCACCAGACUGUUGAUGUUGCCUUGCUCGAGGAUCAGGAUGACGAGCCUUACUUGCCCUGCUCCAUCUGGGGACCAACAUGUGAUGGUAUUGAUCAAGUGAUGUCAGAAGCAAAACUUCCACGGCUGGCAUGUGGGGAGUGGCUGGUGUGGCGGGAGAUGGGCGCGUACACACUCGCUAUAGGUGGAAGCUUCAACGGCUUCCCUCAGCCGAAGGUCACUGUUGUCAUUCCACACCACACAUGGCUGUACUUGGAGGAACAUCUUGGCAAUGCUGCUCCCAUUACAUCAUCUGGGGCCCAGAGUGAAGUAGGCUGUGCACCCCAAGAACUGCACAAGGUGGACGGGUUGGCAGCCACGAGUGUGACAGCUCGCUACACCUGCGCCGCCAACACCAUGGACCCCGUCACCCUGGAGGACCGCAUGGCUCAGGCAUUCAUUGAUGUAGGUGAAAUGUAAAGAAGUAACCAAAUGAUCAUAAUGUAAAAGUAGGAAUUGGUUCUUGUCAUGUGCAAUGCUUUUUAAUGCAGUUAGCUAAGGAGAUAUGAUGUACUCAGUCAAAGCUGCAGUAACUUGGGUGAUUACAUUUCCAUUUUGUGUUGUUUUAUGGGGUUGGGACGUUUGUGUAUAAAACAUAUCCAGAUUAGUAUUUGAAGUAGUAGUUGACAUCAGAACAUUGUGCUCUGUGAAUUUAGAAUAGCUGACUCAAGAUCCAGUGUCUAGUGGUGGUUGUUAUAUUUAGAAUACAGUUGCAUGCAUGUAAGGUUUGUAGACAGAAGGGAAUUUAGUUUGAAAUAGUUGGUCAUCAUGUUAGAAUAUACUGCAUUGCUUUGACUGGUACUGAAGCCAUUCCUAGGAUUGGCACCCCUAAUAACUACUUAAGAAGCUUUGUCCUGUAUCAAGAAUUGACUACUUUGAUAUUGGCUUUGAAAGGCAUAUGGCAAUAUUAUUCUGAUGUAAUCCAGUCAGUAUUUUUUGAAAAUUGCAGUUUUGUUGUUUUCAGGAAAACAUCGUCUAGUGAAAGUUUUGUUCAAUAUGGUCUAAAAAAUCAAGAUCACUUUUGUUAUCCAUCUAUAUGAUUGCAGAAAAUGUCUAAUUGGAAUAAUGAGAACAUUUGUGAAGUCCCUGUAGAACCUUUAGGUGGUGAAGCUCCCAGCAGUACAAUAGCCUGUGUGUUACUGCUUACAGAACAUCAUCAGGAGCUGUAGGCUCAGUCCUCUUAGUCUCCCCAUUUCAGGUUGAAAAAACAAACAUGUGUUACUAUUAUUGCAGAUCAAUUUCCAGUAUUAUAAUGCCCACCUCACUUCACUUCCAACUUGGUGAUACUAAAGGUUUUCUUCUGGAACUUGUAACCCCAUGGCAAUGUGUAUCACUGCCUAACUUACGGUACUGCUCAGCAGUACUAUUUAAUUGAAUUGGCAAAUUAAAUGUUAAAUUUC
This is a messenger RNA of Eriocheir sinensis (Chinese mitten crab), 3118 nucleotides long. RefSeq names its product ornithine decarboxylase 1-like. The record is from RefSeq and is a predicted model, not a curated record. Lineage: Eukaryota; Metazoa; Arthropoda; Malacostraca; Decapoda; Varunidae. The transcript has 11 exons. The coding region runs from base 726 to 2138 and encodes 470 amino acids. Gene Ontology annotation, cellular component: cytoplasm. Gene Ontology annotation, molecular function: ornithine decarboxylase activity.